GCACUUGGCUGUGUGGAUGGGUGUCUAUUUAAAUGUGUGACCAGGAAGGGCGAUCUACUGCACUCUCAGAUCAAGUUUACAUAAGCCUGAAGCUUUGUGAAGUUUGAAACUAUUUGCAAGAACAAACACCGAGCGAAGAGGAUUAAAGUUGUAAAGGACAUGUCAUCCAUAAAGGUUGAGUGUGUAAUCAAAGAAAAGAAUGAGAUUGGUGAGAGUCCAGUAUGGGAGGAGAGGGACUCCUCUUUGGUAUAUGUUGAUAUUUCCGGUCAAAGGGUCAGCCGAUGGAGCUCUCUGACAAGUCAAAUAGAGAGUAUUGCUACAGAGAAACCUGUGGGCUCUGUGGUUCCACGCCAGUCAGGUGGUUACGUCAUUGGAGAGGGAACUCGAUUUGCGUUUGUUGACUGGGGAAAGCGGUCUAUUACAACUGUCGCACAUGUGGACAAGGAAAAACCCAACAACCGCUUCAAUGAUGGAAAAGCCGAUCCAGCUGGCAGGUUUUUUGCAGGUACCAUGGGCAUGGAACUGCAGCCAGCAGUGGUGGAGAGAAAACAGGGAUCUUUGUACACCCUCCAUCCUGACCACUUGGUCGUCAAGCAUUUUGACGAAGUGGAUAUCUCCAAUGGUUUAGAUUGGUCACUGGAUCACCGCAUCUUCUACUACAUAGACAGCCUGGCUUUCAUGGUGGAGGCCUUUGAUUAUAACAUCCAGACUGGAGGGAUAUCAAACCGCAGAGUGGUUUACAGGUUGGAGAAAGAUGAAGGUAUACCAGAUGGUAUGUGCAUAGACACAGAGGGCAAACUGUGGGUCGCCUGCUACAGUGGAGGAAGAGUGCUUCGCAUUGACCCACAAACAGGCGUACGGCUCCAAACCGUGAAACUACCAGUUAAGAAAACCACAUCUUGCUGUUUUGGUGGGAAGGACUACAGUGAUCUCUACGUCACCACAGCAUAUAAAGGCAUGGAUGAAGAUUCACUGGCAAAACAGCCUGAAGCUGGCUGCAUAUUUAAGCCCAGGUUUCCGGUUUAGGAGUGAAGGGCAUUCCACCAUACUCAUUUACUGGAUGAAAACCAAGGAGACAGUGAUGUUCGUUAAAGCAUCAUAUUCAUCUUACUGUAACAAUUCACAAUGUUCUAAUCAUGCAAUCAGUGAUAUAACUCACACUUCUUAUGAUAAAGGGAAAUCUCACCUCAUUUUAGAUGAUUUCUAUAAUUUUAUGCAUUGGGAGCAAUUUGUGUAAGAUUAAACCGGAUGAAAUAGACAAUUUUUUUAGUAACUUAUAGUGCUGCUAUAGGUGUUCAGUAUUAAUAUAGUGAAUAAGUAUAAAAUUCCUGUUUACAUUAACAACACACUGUACAUUUGUGCAAGUAUUAAAGGAAUGUUCCGGGUUCAAUACGAGUUAAGCUCAAUCGAAAGCAUUUGUGGCAUUAUGUUGAUUACCACAAAUAUUUAUUUUGACAUGAAUGUAAACAUGAUUGUAGUGUGAUAAAAUCACUUACAAACCUUUUCUCUGUAAAGUUAUAGCCAAUUGUACAACUUCGUUUCCAUGACGAUGUAAUGUCAACAAACCCUAAAACGACUGUAAAAAUGACGAUUUAAACAACUUUACAGCUCAAAUAAUAGACAAGUUUUAAAAGAAGAAUUCGUGUUUGUGCUUUUAUAAAAUUAUAAGCUUCACAUUUCUGUGUCCCCAUUCACUGCCACUGUAAGUGCCUCACUGCAACCUCAAUUUUUUUUUUUUUUUUUUUUUGUGGUAAUCAACAUUAUGCCACAAAUGCUGUUGAUUUAGCUUAACUUGUAUUGAACCUGGAACAUUCCUUUAAGAAAUGAUUGCCAGUAAUGAAUUUGAUCAAUAUUGAACAAUUGUUUAUUAAUCAUUAAUCAAGUUUAUUAACUCAAUUUGAUAUUUUAUUUUUUUUUAUGUGCUGCUUAAGCUAAUGAGGUGCCAAUCAAACAGAACUACAUUUGUGAAAAUGUCAUAUCUACCAAUGACGAUGCUAUAAUAAUGAUAGUAAUGAUGAUGAUUACUAUUUUCUAAAACUUUUCCAUUUCCAUUUUGUUUACAUGAACCCUUUAAAGUCAACAUGAAACACUGUCAGAAACCCAUUUCACUUCCAUAAUGUGACAUUUUCCCAAGUGAAACUGGAUUUUCAACAAGAAAAAAUUUAGCCGGGACUUGGUUUUAUCAAUUGGGAAUUGAUUGGAUCAUGAAAAGUUGCUAUUAUAUUCCAGAAAUGGAGUCAGGUGGUUGGAGGAGUGGGGUUGAAAAGUUUGCGAAGUCAUUUCAAAGGCAGAGUAAACUGUUGCAUUUUGAAAAAACUUUACAAGAUGAAUAACAUGCACCAAGGAAUCGUGCACAAUAAGACCAGAAACGUGCAUUAAGAAAGUAAAUAGGGUCAAUUUUAAUUUAAUGUUGACUUUAAGAAUAUUCACUCAAAUGAUUUCUGGACCUUCUGUAUGGUUUCUAAUCAUGCAAAUGACAUUUAAAAACAAUACAAAACAACUGCAGAUAAAGUGGUUUGAUACUUUGGAUGAUUUGCAUUUCAGUUUCACAUUAGCCUAUAAACUGCCAACAUACUAGUAUUUUGCAUGCUCAUGAUAUUUGGUGUUUAUUGGUAUGAAUGUUUUGUUGCAAAUUUGCUCUCAUUUUAUUCUCCUGAACAACUACAUAUUUGUUUGUUUGCUGUUUUUAGUAUUUUGCCCAAUUGCAAAAAAAAAAAAAAAAAAACUGCUAUAGGAAGUAUUUCAGCUGUGUUGCCAAAAACUAUACAGAUCUUCUCUGAACUGUUUGUAAAGGGUUGGACUUUGCAUUCAAGGGUGAAUAUACAGUAUACUGUACAUAUAUACAUACAUUUAUGAAUUUGAAAUUUACUUUCAAGAAAGUCUGAAUUACUGCUGUCCUUAUGAAUUUUCAUGUGGGCUCAGUGAUUCGUAGGACUACUUCCUUGGAACUUUGCCGAAAUGGACUAUAGGGAAAAGGGUGGCUAACCAAGCUUGAUGUCUUGUAUGUGUCCCAUCAUAUCCAGCACAGAUGGUAAUAUUGGCCUCAGAUAGGUCACAAAAGUUUUGUCUACCUGUAGCUUGCCUAGUGGUUGAAUAAGGAACUGCAUGUCCAAAAUUAACCUUGUUUUUUGUAAUAGCUUUUUUGUUGAAGGAGAUAGAGGCACGAAACUAGCGUCAUUCAAUAGACGAGGACAGUGCGCAACUUUCACAACCAUUCGUUUUACCCCUAGUGGUUGAAUAUGGAACUGCAUGUCCAAAAUUAACAGUUAGUUGGAAGAAGAGGAUGAGAUUGACCCUCAGUCAGCCCCAGGACCAGCCCGUCAGCAGCCAGGACCAGCCCGUCUACAACAAGCUCAUCAGCAGCCUGCAGGAGGAGAAAUAUGGGUGUCUAAUCAAAUGUAGAUUAAUUUGUAUAAAAGCUAUUUCACCAAGACCUGUCCAUAUGCCCAUGUAAGACAACACCAAGAAUACAAAUAAACCUUGCAGAGAAGACAAGCAAAAGCACACAGACAGAAAAUUAAGGAAGACAUCUAAGGAAAAGCAAUCAAGGGUUGGACAUCCAACUCAAGAGAUGGUCGACAAAUACUAGGUGUACUGGAUAGGUAAGAGACAAUUGUCCUAACAUACAGUGGAACAGGAGAACAGUCAAUUCAUACACACACACACACACACCCAGUCCGAAGCUGUACGCUGAAAAGCCCCUUGAAUAAUAUAACUAUUUAGUUUAUGUUGUCUUUUAUCAUUGAAUCUGUGUGUAAACUGAAAGUCUUGCUGGAAAGCAUAUUUUGAGUUAAAGCCUUAGAAUAAAAGAAUACUCACGUGGA
Molecule: messenger RNA, 3824 nt
Organism: Myxocyprinus asiaticus (Chinese sucker)
Lineage: Eukaryota; Metazoa; Chordata; Actinopteri; Cypriniformes; Catostomidae
Product: regucalcin-like
Exons: 7
Coding region: 160-1026 (288 amino acids)
Biological process (GO): L-ascorbic acid biosynthetic process
Molecular function (GO): gluconolactonase activity; enzyme regulator activity; calcium ion binding
Source: RefSeq, a predicted model, not a curated record